This is a messenger RNA of Brachypodium distachyon (stiff brome), 2032 nucleotides long. Its product is annotated as probable bifunctional riboflavin biosynthesis protein RIBA 2, chloroplastic. Gene Ontology annotation, cellular component: chloroplast. The transcript is spliced from 8 exons. Gene Ontology annotation, biological process: riboflavin biosynthetic process. The record is from RefSeq and is a predicted model, not a curated record. Lineage: Eukaryota; Viridiplantae; Streptophyta; Magnoliopsida; Poales; Poaceae. Gene Ontology annotation, molecular function: 3,4-dihydroxy-2-butanone-4-phosphate synthase activity; GTP cyclohydrolase II activity. The coding region runs from base 276 to 1883 and encodes 535 amino acids.
AGCCGGGAGCGUGCAUCGUGGUCCAGACAGACGAACCACGCACGCUAUAAAUUCAGGGUCUUCCCUUCCUGCUUCCUCUCUUCCCUCCACUCGCAGAAACCCGUAGCACCUAACAAGAAGGAACCGAAGCUCUCUCUUUCUCUCCCGCAGGCCAGGGACUUUGCCGGAGAACUGUGAGCCAUCCCCCCCACCCCAGCUCGCUCUUCGCAACACCUCACAAGAAUCGCUAGCUGAUUCGUCUGUGUCUGUCGUCAGUGUCCGGUCCGGGGCUUGCCAUGGAGCGGAUCAUCGGAAUGGCUUCGACUGCGCUGCCGCCUUCGUCCGUCGCCGCGCUCCGCUGUCACCCGGUGCAGUUGUUGCGAGGCAGCGGUGUUUCCAAGAAGACGGAGGGAUCUGUUUCCUAUCCUUCUGUCGCAGCAUCCUUGAGAAACAGCAGCAGUUUGGGAAAUGGUGACACGCUGUUGCCAAAGAGUACUUCUGUCCGAGGACAGGACUAUCCAACCACAGACUCUGUUCGCCCUGCAGAUUCCAUUGUUGCCCCAGAAAUCAUUUCUGCCGAUCUGUUGCGUGUUGUGGACACAUUCUCGAACAUUGAUGAUGACACCGAUGAUAGCCCAACCGAGGGUUUCUCAUCCAUUUCUGAGGCUAUUGAGGACAUUCGACAAGGAAAGCUCGUGAUUGUCGUUGACGAUGAAUCAAGAGGAAAUGAAGGGGAUCUUGUAUUGGCUGCCUCUUUGGUUACUCCAGAGGCUAUGGCUUUUAUAGUAAGGCAUAGCACAGGAAUUGCGUGUGUUAGCAUGAAAGAAGAUGACCUGGAAAGAUUGAACCUUCCUUUGAUGGUUUCAACAAAGGAAAAUGAGGACAAGCUCGGUGGUGCAUUCACCAUCACAGUGGAUGCUAAAGAAGGCACAUCGACCGGGGUAUCGGCAGAAGAUAGAGCAAAGACAGUCCUAACUCUUGCAUCUCCUCACUCGAAGCCUGAAGAUUUCAAGCGACCUGGCCAUAUUUUUCCUCUGAAGUACAGAGAGGGUGGUGUUCUGAAACGAGCUGGGCACACUGAAGCAUCUGUUGAUCUUGCUGUUCUGGCUGGGCUACCUCCUGUUGGCUUACUCUGUGAGAUUGUGGAUGAGGAUGGAUCCAUGGCUCGCUUACCCAAGCUGCGUGAAUUUGCUGAACGGGAAAAUUUGAAGAUCGUAUCGAUUGCUGACUUGAUUAGAUAUAGGAGGAAAAGAGAGUGGCUAAUUGAACGUGCAUCUGAUGCACGUUUACCUUUGAAAUGGAGCAAUGUCCGUGGUUACUGCUACAGAUCUAUUAGUGAUGGAAUUGAACAUAUCGCAAUGGUGAAAGGUGAGGUUGGAGAUGGUGAAGAUAUUUUAGUGAGGGUCCAUUCUGAGUGCCUCACAGGAGACAUUUUUGGAUCAGCAAGAUGUGAUUGUGGUGAGCAGCUUGCAAUGUCAAUGGAGAUGAUUGAGAAAGCUGGAAGGGGUGUACUAGUUUAUCUUCGUGGACAUGAAGGAAGGGGCAUUGGUCUAGCUCACAAGCUUCGUGCUUAUAACCUGCAAGAUGAUGGCCGUGACACCGUGGAGGCUAACGAGGAAUUAGGACUGCCUGUGGACUCAAGGGAAUAUGGGGUUGGUGCACAGAUAUUACGCGACCUAGGAGUCCGUUCAAUUAAGUUGAUGACCAACAAUCCUGCAAAAUUCGUCGGUCUCAAGGGUUACGGACUGAGCCUUGUGGGCAGGGUUCCGUUGGUAACUCCAAUAACCAAUGAGAAUAGGAGAUACCUGGAAACCAAAAGAGAGAAAAUGGGGCAUGUAUAUGGUGCAGCCAAUGGUCAGGCUAACCGUCCGACUGUAGGCAACAGCACAAAGGAGAAGCACUAGACCAAAUGGAUAUGCUUCCAUUCAUAUUUUAGUUGAUGAUAUUCUGCUUUGGUGGAGUUUGGCAGAUUAUUUCACUCCAUGUGUUCCAGCUGAAUUGUUUUUUAUGUCAUUGAUGAUCCAUGCGUUCCAGCUGAAUUGUUUUUAUGUCA